GAUACGUUUGGUCGGUUUGAGGAGUUCCAAUGUUUUAAGAACGUGACUCGUAUCAUGAUAAUCUCUCGCAGGUGCAUUCUGGAAGCAAGUCGUCCAUGGAAUUCCUUCCAGCCAUUAUUGCUAUUGUUUUGAGAUAAAGAAGAAACCGCUGUCCUCGUCCAAGUUUGAGGUACUCUUCCACGAUGAACCCGAUGCCAACGGUCCGAGCAACGAUACGGAUAAUUCUUACUAUGGAGCUAACAUGCCGGCAUGCUUAAAGCAGGCAAAUCAAUACCUGCUAGAUUUGAUUUCAACCUGGUCUGCUACGCACUUCAUGCUCUACCUCCAACCAUGAACAGACUCAGAAAGUCCAAGCCAGCCGCCACAACCUCCGGCCCAUCAUCAAGUUCCAAAACAAACGUUAACCACUGUCUAGUUUCUGUCGCAAGCAAACUUCCAGUGUCGAGAACGAUGCAGAUCGCGAGUGCUUCACUUGCUGUAGAAAGAACUUCUGCGCACAACAACACGCUGGAAUAUGCUAAGACAACAUGGUACUCUACACCUGCUGCUGCCAAUCCUCGCACUUUCGUCGAGCAGUACUGGGCUGCGCGUGCACUGGUCGCUGAAACGGUGCUGACAACACGUGUUCAGCAUCAGAAGGAAAUGGCGGAAGUGAGGCUGGGGGAGGAAGAGAAGCGUACGACCCAGAUUGCGGCUCUCGUGCGGGCGAACGAGCAACGGCAAAGCAGGCUCGAGAAGUUCGUCGCAGUCCUUGUAGCAUGUUUUAUGCUUCUCUUCCUUGCACUGACAUAUAUACUGCUGCGUGAUUCCCCGAAAUCGAAGGGUGCCUCGCACUUCACGAUCCCGAUCCUCUCCCCGUUUACCUCUGUGGUCGAACACGAAACAGGUAUUAUCAGUGCGAGAUCCGUAUCAUUAUUUAUCGUUGUCCUUGGCAUCUUAUCGUAUGGCAUCUUCCGACAUUGGUUUUCAAAAAAAAACAAAUCUUUGUCCGUCGUACAAAAUAUGGGUUGUAAUCCAAUACGUGGCUGACAUUAAUGGGGUAGUCAUGAGGACGAACGGCGGCUUCCCAGGGUUUCGAAAAGCAGUACUAGGCUAUCCUAGGAGAUCCUUUGUCGGAUGGUUCGGACGCGCCUUCCUCGUGCUGUGCCAACAAGCAUAUCUUGCGUCCCAAUUCCAGGCCAGCUUUGGUGACUUUAAUGUAUCAUUUUGUAUAAGAGAGCAUGAAUAAGUACUGUAGCUCAAGUACUUGAAUUAAAUUGGAGGAGGAUGACUGAAAAUUAAAACAAACCGAGCGAGUUGGUUUGGAUCGUGGGUGUGGUUGUGGUGUGGG
Molecule: messenger RNA, 1330 nt
Organism: Suillus clintonianus
Lineage: Eukaryota; Fungi; Basidiomycota; Agaricomycetes; Boletales; Suillaceae
Exons: 5
Coding region: 250-1029 (259 amino acids)
Source: RefSeq, a predicted model, not a curated record